This is a messenger RNA of Mytilus trossulus (common blue mussel), 2304 nucleotides long. Its product is annotated as glucosidase 2 subunit beta-like. Gene Ontology annotation, cellular component: glucosidase II complex. NCBI's taxonomy places the organism in Eukaryota, Metazoa, Mollusca, Bivalvia, Mytilida, Mytilidae. The transcript has 17 exons. The record is from RefSeq and is a predicted model, not a curated record. Bases 59 to 1741 code for a protein of 560 amino acids. Gene Ontology annotation, molecular function: calcium ion binding. Gene Ontology annotation, biological process: N-glycan processing.
UCUAAACCAAUCGGUGUUUUCCAUGUCGACAACGUGAACUGAUAAUAGAAGAAAGAAAAUGAGAACACUGCACACAUUUUUCAUUAUUUUGGCACAGUUAUUGUGUUCCAGUAUCACAAAUGCAACUAUUGGUAGACCAAGGGGUGUCUCUAUUUCAAUGGCCUCAUUGUAUCAGCCAGCAGAAGAUAGUACCUUUACCUGUCUAGAUGGAUCAUCAAAAAUACCCUACGAGUAUGUUAACGAUGAUUACUGUGAUUGUAAUGAUGGCACAGAUGAACCAGGUACUUCUGCUUGUCCGAAUGGUAAAUUUCAUUGUACCAAUGCUGGGUACGUUCCAUCCAACAUCUUGUCAUCUAGAGUAAAUGAUGGGGUUUGUGAUUGUUGUGAUGGUACAGACGAAGACGCAGGCAGAAUUGAAUGUGUUAAUAACUGCAAGGAACUUGGAAAGAAAUUAAGAGAAGAACAGGAUAGAACAAGGAAACUUCAGCAGGAAGGGUUUGAGAAACAGAAAACUUUCUCUGAUGAAGGCAAGAGAGUCCAUGAGGAGAAGAUUGCUAGACAAGCAGAAGUGGAAAAAGAAAGAGAAACUUUAGAAAUUACAGUAAAAGAUUUAGAAACUGCUAAAUUAGAAGCUGAAAGUCCAGAAACCGAAGCUAAAGAUAAACACCAAAAAGCUUGGGAUGAGUUGAAAGCUGAAAAACAAGCAAAGAAAGAAGUUGAAGCAGCCUCAUUAGCUUUUAAAGAUUUAGAUACUAAUGGUGACAACAGUAUCGACCUGCAGGAAAUCAUAGCCCACCCUGAGUUUGAUAUCGAUUCUAAUGGUAUUGUGUCUGAAGAAGAGGCAAAGGAACAUUUAGAGGAUAAGGAAAGUGUUGAUUAUGAUACAUUUACAAACGACAUUUGGCCUCAUGUCAAGGAUAUUUACAAGAAACCUACAACAGAGGAACCUCCACCAGAGGGAGAUCCAUCAACGGAGGCCAGAGGAGAGGAGGCUCAAACAGAACAGAUAGAGCCUCCUGCCCCUGGGCAACCACCAUCCCCUCCAGAUGAGGUGGACGAGGACGGGGAAUACGAUGAUGAUGAAGAUGAAGAUGAUGACAAUGAUGUAGAUGAACCAGGUGUCAAUGAUCAAACAGUACCAACUGCUCCCAUUACUGACAGAAUAGAAGGGGAACCAGAAUUGAUUCUCGAUAAGCCUAGCGAGGAGAAGGAUGAAGACAGUAUGCCAGAAUAUGAUGAAGAAACAAAGAAACUGAUAGAAGCUGCUGAUGAAGCAAGAAAGAAUUAUGAUGAAGCCAACAGUAAAUUAAAAGAACUAGAUAAUGAACUUUCAUCUAUAAAAUCUUAUUUAGAACAAGAUUAUGGACCAAAUCGAGAAUAUGCAAUUUUACAAGACCAGUGUUUUGAAUAUACAGAUAGAGAAUAUACAUAUAAAUACUGCCCAUUUUCAAAGGGAUCACAGCGACCUAAAAAUGGUGGACAUGAAACUAGUUUAGGGAAUUGGGGUAAUUGGGCUGGCCCAGAAAAUGACAAAUAUUCUGUUCAGUUAUAUGAAAAGGGACAGAACUGCUGGAAUGGUCCAGAUAGAUCUGUUAAGGUACAUUUAAAAUGUGGUUUGGAGCAUAGACUAUUAAGUUCCAGUGAACCCAGUAGAUGUGAAUAUGCUUUUGAAUUUGAAACUCCCUGUAGAUGUUCACAGCCAUCAGGUGGGACAGCUCAAGCCGCCCAUGACGAACUCUAAAUCAUCAAUAUUUUCAUUGUUUAUAUGGGUUUCUUCUUGUUUUUGUAUUUUUGAUAUUAUUAUUAUUUUUUACAAGUUAUUUUGAUUACGGUAUUUAACUUUCAAGAAAUGAAAUAAUUGAAAUUUCAAGUUAAUUGAGAGGGGAAAAAAGGAUUUUUGGGAUUGUUUCUGAAUAAAAUAUUGAUAUUUAAAUCUACUUCAAUUUAUUGUAAACUAUUGUAGGUAAAGUACUUUUAUCUUAUUUUAUAACGUGUACAGUGAAGAAAUCAUUUCUAAAAUAGCUGUCAUAGGUACUGAAGUUCUUAAAUUUCUUUAUAGUGGUACAUAAAGCUUGAUUUUUCUUUUAAAUAGAAGCUUGCAUAAAUAUUUCACAACAUAUUUCUUUUUUCAUAGAAAUAGAAAACAUUUAUUUUUACCCUAAAUAAAACCUUAGAAAAAGUACCAAUUGAAAUAGAACGGGGUUGUCACUAUGAAAUAUAUAUUGUAACUCGCAUUCACUUGUUAAAGAAGAAAAGAAAAAAUCAUAUCACUUAUAUUUCUCUGAAUUAAAACAUCUGCUGAUA